UGUUUUAUAAGGAGGGAAACAAUCGUUUAUUUUAUAUAGGUACCCUUGAACAGUUCAACUCAUUUGCAUAUUUUGAAGUUAUGGCAAGCUGGACUUGCAGAUACAUUAUGGGUCAAUUGAAAGAUGAACCAAAGGAAAAGAAAGAGAUGCAAGCCGAUAGUCAUCAAUGGUUUAAACGGGCAAAUGCCUGCACUUCCGAAUCACAAGUGCUUCAUUUCCAAACUGAAUUAAUAGCACACCUGGCUGAAUUAUCGGGAUACCAUAGUAAUAUUGAGAAAAAUGAAGAAGUUCUCAAUAAGAUGGUCAAAGACAGAAAGGAGUUUGGACUUGCAAAAUACAGGGAUCAAUGUCAUGCAAGCACACAUACUGGUACAAUCGACCCGAAACAAAAUACUCCAUUUAUGCUAAACUAUGAUGAUAGCAUUGAGGCAUUUUUGAAAUGCAAAUAGAACAAAUAACUAAAU
Messenger RNA from Ruditapes philippinarum (Manila clam), 464 nucleotides. RefSeq lists its product as uncharacterized. Bases 81 to 449 code for a protein of 122 amino acids. The transcript is spliced from 2 exons. NCBI's taxonomy places the organism in Eukaryota, Metazoa, Mollusca, Bivalvia, Venerida, Veneridae. The record is from RefSeq and is a predicted model, not a curated record.